Molecule: messenger RNA, 2436 nt
Organism: Ostreococcus tauri
Lineage: Eukaryota; Viridiplantae; Chlorophyta; Mamiellophyceae; Mamiellales; Bathycoccaceae
Product: unnamed product
Exons: 1
Coding region: 1-2436 (811 amino acids)
Source: RefSeq, a predicted model, not a curated record
AUGCCGCGGGAUCCCCCGCGCGCGUCGCCCUCGAGCGCGACGUCUCCGGCGUCCGCGCGCGUGGAGAAAACGGCGCGAACGUCGACGACGCACACAUCGCGGUCGAGCGAGGUCGACGCGAGCGCCGCGCGCGCGCGCGGACGCGAACGACGAUGCGGGACGAUCGCGACGUGUUCGUGGUGCUUCUCCGUCGCCGCGCACGCGCGCGUGACGGGGGUGGAGCUCGAGGGCGAGCGCGGGGACGGCGACGGCGCGGCGCGAUGCGGGGCGUGCGCGCGAAGGACGACGCGGUGCGUCAAUCACGCGCGGUGUCGAGCGAUGACGCGCGGGGGGGACGGGUGGGACGACGCGAAGUGUUUGGUGUGCGCCGGGAUCGUCCCUGGGGGUGCGUGGUCGGCGGUGGAUCGAGGGGCGGCGGCGGCGGCGCUGGCGCCGCGCGGACGGUGCUCGUGGUGCGGACGGAACGCGAGACACGUCGUCGCGCGCGUCGUGGGACGACGAGGGACGUACGUGAGUCAUUGUUCGAUGUGUGCGAGAGCGACGCACGCGUGCGCGCGGUGCGGGGAGGCGUUCGCGAAGAUUGGUGACGGGCGGUGCGCGAAGUGCGCGGGGUGGGUGCGGGAUUGGGACGCGGAGGAGACGGACGCGAACGAGGGGUUUCACGCGCGCGCGCGCGUCGUCGGGUGGUGCUCGUGGUGCGGUGAGCUCUGUGCGCACGCGCGUCGAGGGGUGAACGAGGGCGAGAAGGGGAAGAAUCCGGAGGUGUUUGAGUGCGCGACGUGCGGCGGCGGCACGGCGAGGUGCGAGCGAUGCGGCGACGAAGAGCGAAUGAUGCGCAAACGAUCGAGACCGGGCGGCGCGGGGUCGUGCGCGCGGUGCGACGUCGAUGAUGAGACGCAGAAGAAGAUUCGCGUCGGCGCGUUCGUCUCCAUUCCCUCUCUCGGCUCGCUCGCGAGGUCGCUCAAGGAUAUGGCCUUGUCCGGAUCGACCAGACGCGCGCCGCGAGGCGAACGGGCAAUCGAGACGGACGAGAUGAUCGAACAGAGAUGGAACGUUCGAACCGCUCGACGCGAGGCCGCGGAUGAGAGCGCGUCCUUCGUGUUCGACGUGCUCGACCGCGAGAGCGAGUACAGGGACAAGGCGUAUCGCGCCGGACUCAUUCGCCCGUUUCUGCUUCUCGCCACGCUGCCGCCGCGCGAACGCGUUCGAUUGGGCAUGCGUCUCGGCAUCGCGUUGCAUCGAAGCUCGGCGUACUUGGAUCCGCACGCGGAGGCGUGGAAGUUACUCAGAGAUCCAGUGUGUGGACUGCAAACCCGAGGAGGGAACGUCUCGCACGUCGUGGAAAAAGUCACCGGCGUCGGCCGCGGCGCGAAUUGGAUUGAUAUUUUGUACUCGACGCUCACGCUCGGCGCGACGACGGGGUCGUGUCCGGCGUCGGAACCGUGCGAAAUCGACGACCUACCAAAGUUCCGCUCGUCGGGACACGCCAUGUUCGCCCUGCGAGUGGCGUCGCACCCGGCGUUGGCGCAAUUUGAGGUGGCGACGAUCCGGCUCGUGAGCCGCGCCCAGCGCGGUCGACUCGCACCGGCGUCGACGGGCGUUUUGGAGAGCGUGUGCAGGCACCCGAGAAUGUCGGCGCUGAAAACGCGAAUGGCGCGGGCGUAUCCGCGUGAUGCGGAUGAGAUAUCGCGACACGCCGUCACCGCGGCGUUCGCGUCGUCCGCGUGGGCGUCGUUCGAGCGACCGCUCACUCCGGUGGACGUCGAAGCCGUGGCCGAGGACGUGUUCGGCAUGUUACUCGACGGCGCGCCGCUCACUCAGAGUUCAAGUCAGGCUGAGCACGAGGACGCGGGCGAUGAUUCGAGCGCGGAUGCGCACGUGUGCAGAGGCGCGCCGUCGCUCCUGGGCGCUCUCGCCGCGUCUACGUCCAUCGGACUGGCUUCGUUCACCGCGGCGCAAUUUGCGCCGACGAAGUUUGCCGUGCUGACGCCCAGGGAUAUCAUGGAUUUAACGACGAGCGUGCGAACGCCGGCGUUGACGUCUUCGGGUAUUUUCGAACCCGUCGCCGUGAUGCUCGUGCACAACGUGCUGCUCGCGGCGAGAAGCGUGCACGUGGAUGAUCAUCUUCCCGCGGACGCCGCGAGGCUUUCGAGGGAUGCGCUCGACUCGGCGCAAACACCAUCCGUGGCCGCCCCGCCGACGCCGACGAGCGCUCUGAGCCCGGGUUCACCCGUGGGGAACGAGCCCGCGUCUCCGUGGUCGCCAAAGUACGCGCAUCUCGGGGUGGACGACGCCGAGGCGCGAUUAGACGAGCUUGAGAACACCGAGGCGUCGGAUAUGUUGAUGCGAUACAUCAACGCACUGGACACGUCUGAUUUGUACGUGGGCGACGAUUCCGUGUUGAGCAGCGAAAAUCUUAGCGACGACGACGAUUAG